Messenger RNA from Moneuplotes crassus, 2021 nucleotides. NCBI's taxonomy places the organism in Eukaryota, Ciliophora, Spirotrichea, Euplotida, Euplotidae. The record is from the annotation of a GenBank genome assembly.
CUCCAUUUGAUUAUGAGACCAUUCCUGUUGAGAAGAAUGAAAAAAGAUACUGAUUGAGACUUACCACCAAAGACUGAGUUCCACAUCAAAGUUGGCUUAACAGAGAUCCAAAAGAAAAUCUACAGAGAGCUUCUUACAAAUUCUGCUAUUGAGAAAGGAUCUACUGUGAGCCAUUACAAAAAUUUAGUAAUACAAUUGAGAAAGGUCUGUAACCAUCCUUAUCUCUUUAAUGGCAUCGAAGAUCCAGCAGAAGAGGAGUUUGGAGAACAUCUUGUUCAAGUAUGAGGGAAGAUGAGAUUUCUUGACCAACUUCUAAAGAAAACUAAAGCUGAUGGAAACCAAUGCCUAAUCUUCUCCAAUUUCACCACUCAGCUAAAUAUCCUUGAAGAUUACUGUCUCAUGAGGGAGUUUCAAUAUUGAAGACUUGAUGGUACAACAGAUCUUGAUGAUAGAGAGCGUCAAAUAGAUGAGUUCACCAAAAAGGAUUCUGAAUAUUUUGUAUUCCUCAUUUCCACCAGAGCCGGUGGCCUCGGUCUAAACCUCAUGAGUGCUAACGUAGUCGUCCUCUAUGACUCUGAUUGGAACCCUCAGAUUGACCUUCAAGCUAUGGACAGAGCUCACAGGAUUGGUCAGACAAAGCCAGUCCAAGUGUUCCGACUAAUAACCCAGUCAACCAUGGAGGAGAAGAUGAUUGAAAAACAAGCAAUGAAGCUGAAACUUGACUCAAUGAUUAUCCAAAAAGGUGGUCAGCAGAAGACGAAUAUCUCCAAAGAGGACCUUGCCAAUAUUGUAAACUACGGUGCUGAUAAGAUCUUCAAAGCUGGAGAUGACAUAACUAGCGAUGAUAUCGAUACCAUUAUCGCCAAAGGUAAAGAGUCUGCUGAAAAACUCGCUGAAGAAUCAGACAAUCUGAUCAAAAAGAAGUUUGACAUGAAGAAUUUCGAGAUUAACAGCCUCAACUUCUGGGAGUUUGAAGAUGAGAAUUAUCUUCAAAAGAGAAAGGAAAUUGAGCUUAAACUCAUUGCUGAUAAUGUCGUCAAGAUCUUAGAUGAGAAAAAAAAAGAAGGACGUCGAGAAAAGCUAAAGAAAAUGAAGAACCUGAAUGAAGACGCCCUCUGUCCUGAACUUGCAAGUAAAGAUAAGGACAAACCUGUUGAUAAUAGAAGGGAAUUUAUUGAUCUUCCUGACUGGAGAUUUUAUAAAGAAAUUAUCAGACUCAGAGAUCUUAUCAAUAAGGAAGAAAAUUCAAAGAACGACCCAAAGUUUGAGCUCAGUCUUGAUGAAAAGGCUGAGAAAGAUAUGAUCCUCAAAGAGUCUUUCCAUAAUUGGUCUUAUAGAGAGUACAACAGACUUCUUGAAGCAUUAGAUUUCUGACUUCCUGAUGAGACAAAACGAAUUUCAGAAUUCAUUGAAACCAAAUCCCCAGAAGAAGUUAAGCCAUACAUAGAAACAUUGCUUAGAAAUUACAAUAAUUUAACAGAUUGCCAGUUAAUAAGAUCCACACUAAAUACCACAAAGAAAAUGCUGGAGUACAAAUGGGGAGAGAGCUCUAAGAAUCCUCCUUGUGGGCCCUCACUGUACCCCACAAUUCUUCCAUUCUGCACUCAAAAGUCCAAAUUGUACAGCAAGGAGUCAGACAUAACUCUACUUAAGUUGACCCACUCUUUAGGAUAUGGCAACUGGAAGCUAAUCAAGAAGUCACUCAAGAAGACCAAGAGUCGAUUCAAUCAUUGUUUAUUGUCUAGAACAGAGCCUGAACUCAAGAAACGAGUAGAUUUGAUUAUUAAAGCAGUCGAUAAAGAAGCAAAAGAGAACCUUCACACAGUCAAAUCUGAGCUUGUAAAAGACAUCCUCAAGAUGAAAGAGAUAUGGGAAAAAGCCCAAAUAGAACAGAGUGAUGAUGAAGAAGAAGAGGAAGGGCUCUACUGUGGCAAAAAGCGAGAAAGGCCUCAAAAUGAAUUUUCCAAAAACAAACGAACACGUCAUUAAUACUCCUAAUUUCAAUUUUUACUCUAAAAAUU